AUGGACGAAAAGUAUAAGAUUUUCAAGAGAGGACAAACCGUGGGCUAUGCUCCAGGAAGCUGGUCACAGACUCAACAGGUCGCUCUUGGGCGCACAAAACCCCACGGCCGGAUCAUCGGGGUCGACCUGCUCCCUGCGCAGCCCCCUAGUGGUGUCACGGCCUUCCAGGGAGAUUUUUCAUCACCCAUGGUACAAAAGCUUGUCAAGGACUUGAUCGUUGAACGUCACAAAGUCCAGCCACCGCCCCCAAAAAGCGAGGUCGACGAUUUGCACGAUGAGCCCGGGAGCCUAGUAUCUGAGCAGCUAAGCUACAUCGACAUGGAACGACAUGCUAGCCAAGAGUACAGUAACCAAGUUUCGACACAACUUGCACCAUUGCGGCUUGUAGAUGUUGUUCUGAGCGACAUGUCAGCACCCUGGGAACAAACUUCUGGCUUCAACACGAACACAAUGAGUAAUCCAUAUCACAGGCUUAUGAACACGAGCGGCAUGCCUUUCCGGGAUCACGCUGGCAGCAUGGAUCUCUGCGACGCUGCCCUGCAGUUUGCGAGCGACACUCUACGGCCAGGUGGGCAUUUUAUAUGCAAGUUCUACCAAGGCACCGAGGAUAAACACCUGGAGAAAAAGCUCAGGCAGCUUUUCGGCAAGGUGCACCGGGAGAAGCCCGAGUCAUCAAGAAGUGUUUGUCUACCUGUCCACCUCGAAAGAAUCUAG
This is a messenger RNA of Geosmithia morbida, 714 nucleotides long. RefSeq names its product 21S rRNA (uridine2791-2'-O)-methyltransferase. Bases 1 to 714 code for a protein of 237 amino acids. Gene Ontology annotation, biological process: RNA methylation. Gene Ontology annotation, cellular component: mitochondrion. The transcript is spliced from 5 exons. The record is from RefSeq and is a predicted model, not a curated record. Gene Ontology annotation, molecular function: rRNA (uridine-2'-O-ribose)-methyltransferase activity. NCBI's taxonomy places the organism in Eukaryota, Fungi, Ascomycota, Sordariomycetes, Hypocreales, Bionectriaceae.